Molecule: messenger RNA, 714 nt
Organism: Schizophyllum commune H4-8
Lineage: Eukaryota; Fungi; Basidiomycota; Agaricomycetes; Agaricales; Schizophyllaceae
Exons: 3
Coding region: 1-714 (237 amino acids)
Source: RefSeq, a predicted model, not a curated record
AUGGCUGUGCCGGACUCUCCUCAGCGCGGGGUCGCCGCCACUACCCCCGUCUCCGCCAGGAAGAGAGGCAGGCCGUCUGCUAGGGGGGCUGGCGAGAUCAUCAAGUUCUCAAGAAACGGCAAGGAAGUGCUUUUGCCGACACCGGUGACGUUUCCGGAUGCGUGCCUUGUAGCGGGAGAGGCCACAGGCGUCGACGCCACCCAAGUCAGACUGCAAACGAGGGACCUUGCUGCGUGCCAGGGUCAACUCUGCGAUCUGAACGAGCGUAAUUGGGAGGUUAGCCGUCCCUACCUGCUUCAGGUAUUCGUGUCCGGCCCAGUCGAGGGAGCCUCGCCCCGCGCUGCUGUAGGAGACGGAGUUCUACCGGCGUCGAGCGGGUCAUCGCAGCCUGGCGCUCGGGCCGUGACCGUCUAUCCGGGCACCCAAACCGAAGGCUGCAUCGACAUCCGCAUCCUCUACACCAACUACCUCGACGAUGUAAUCGCACGCUCGUAUCGCGUACGCGUCUCGCAGCCCUUGCGCUGGGUGUUCGACGAUUUCGCAGAAUUUAUGAUGCGUCCUCUUGACACCUUCGAAUUCAGGGUCGACGAACGGCAGAUCACGGCCAUGGACACUGCCAGAGGCCUCGCCUUGGCGAACGACGCUGUCAUAGAUGUGAACGACUGCGAGGACUGGGUUCACACUGAUGAUGCGCGUUUGGAAGAUCCGGAGUAG